AUGAUGACAUGCACAGGUCUUCGAACUCUCAUGAAUAAUAUGUUGAUCUAUGGAUCUGUGGUUGAUGGGAUUGGCGGUAACUUCCCUCUAAACACGGCUAUAAUAAAAGUGACCAGACCGUUGUCAAGGCCGAUUACCAUGGUAGCUGCAACAUAUGCUGACGGUUUUCAGUAUGGCGUCGGGAAGCUUGGCCGUAAACUGGUCGCCGGAGAACACCACGCCAUGUCGCAGAUGGAACGCAUAGUGCCGGACACGGUCCCUGGACCCAUCGCAUGGGGUCGGCUCCAACUUCCAGCAGCUUCAAGUGAAGGUUAUUUUUACUUAACGCGCUUCGUCGACUUUGAGGAAUCCGGCUUCCCCGAUAUUUCCGCGACAGUCAAAAUCGUGGCAAGGCUGCAUGCCUCGGGUCUGGGAACAUCUGACGAAUUUGGUUCACCAAUUCCCAUCUAUGAUGGCUUGCUCUGCCACGUUGGAGGUUGGGAGAGGGAGUGGACGACUCUCUUCAAAAUGCUAUGGCAGACUUCUUCUCUGGACAGGUCAAUCAACGGACCGCAAAAAGAACUCGACAUUGCCAUCUACCACACCCUCACACAAGUAGUUCCCAGGCUGCUGGGGUAUCUGAACCAAUUAAUGGGAGGGAUUACGCCGUGUUUUGUUCACGGGGAUCUUUGGGAGGGGAACAUCGGGAAGGAGGUGUCGACCGGGAAGCAUUUCAUAUUCGACUUGAACGGGUAUUAUGGGCACCAUGAAGUCGAGCUCGCGUACUGGAAGACUCUGCACCACAAUAUGCGCUCCCGAGAUUACUGCACAGAGUACUUCAAACAUAUGCGGCCAUCCGAGCCGGCUGCCGAGGUCGGCGAUCGGAUUAAACUUUAUGGUAUCAAAGCCUACUUGAAUUAUGCCGCCCAUGAGCGUCAGCGUGCAAUGAGAAUGAGGUAG
Chaetomium globosum CBS 148.51 is the source of this 939-nucleotide messenger RNA. RefSeq lists its product as uncharacterized. NCBI's taxonomy places the organism in Eukaryota, Fungi, Ascomycota, Sordariomycetes, Sordariales, Chaetomiaceae. The transcript has 3 exons. The record is from RefSeq and is a predicted model, not a curated record. The coding region runs from base 1 to 939 and encodes 312 amino acids.